This is a messenger RNA of Babesia bovis T2Bo, 811 nucleotides long. Its product is annotated as putative ribose 5-phosphate isomerase A. The coding region runs from base 20 to 742 and encodes 240 amino acids. NCBI's taxonomy places the organism in Eukaryota, Apicomplexa, Aconoidasida, Piroplasmida, Babesiidae. Gene Ontology annotation, molecular function: ribose-5-phosphate isomerase activity. The transcript is spliced from 5 exons. The record is from RefSeq and is a predicted model, not a curated record. Gene Ontology annotation, biological process: pentose-phosphate shunt, non-oxidative branch.
CGCAAAAGUUGCCGUUAAAAUGGACAGACAGGAGUGCAUGCGUCGUGCGGCGGAAUUUGCUGUAGACACCUAUAUUCAGAAUGGCAUGAUAGUUGGGCUUGGCACCGGUUCUACAGCCAGUUAUGCUGUAAGAUACUUAGCUAAGCAACUUUCUGCUGCGAAAUUGCGUGAUGUGACUGCUGUAGCUACCAGUGUGGCUACUUUUAGAUUAAUGUCUGAGUUGGGUAUUCCAUCACUUGAGUUUGAUGAUUCUGUGUCUAUAGACGUUGCCAUUGACGGUGCUGAUGCCAUAGACGGUGAUUUAAAUUUAAUUAAGGGUGGAGGAGGGGCACUUUUCCGUGAGAAGCUCGUGGAGCUAGGUGCUCGCAAAGUGAUAAUUAUAGCUGACGGCACCAAAAAGGUCAAGGGUCACCUUCUGCAGGCAUUCCACGUGCCGGUAGAGAUUGUACAGUUCGGCCAUGUUGUUACAAUUAGUCGCAUUUUGAGUCGUGUAGGACCUCAUGUACGUAGUUGGACUAAACGUAUGAAUGCCGAUGGUUCUCUUUACUUAACUGACAAUAACAACGUCAUUAUGGACAUUGAAUUCGGCCCUACUGACUUACCGAAUCUGGACUUUGAGUUGCGAUCGGUUCACGGGGUAGUUUGUACGGGCCUUUUUCUUGGUAUUGCUUCCACUGUGGUGAUAGCCCACUCGGAUGGUAAUCUUGAGGUCCUUUCUCCCGAUACUGCCUCGAAUUCUUAGUUUGACAGUGAUUACUGAGAUAAAUCAUAAUAUUUACACUUUAUAACUAUUGAUACAGCUUUGUAAUUG